AUGACAGGGUGGCGAAUGACCCGACGGUGGAACCGCGUUUAUGCUGUCCACCGCUUCAUCCGAAGCACUCUUUCUCCAUCUUUACUCUCUAUCUGCUACAAGUUUGAGAGAUGGAGACUUUCUUGUUCACAUCUGAAUCAGUUAACGAGGGACACCCCGAUAAGCUCUGCGAUCAAAUCUCUGAUGCAGUGCUCGACGCCUGCCUUGCUCAGGACCCUGAGAGCAAGGUGGCUUGUGAGACCUGUACCAAGACCAACAUGGUCAUGGUCUUUGGUCCUUGUUAACAUUGAGCAGCAGAGCCCUGAUAUUGCUCAGGGUGUUCAUGGCCACCUCACUAAGCGACCAGAGGAGAUUGGUGCUGGUGAUCAAGGCCAUAUGUUUGGGUAUGCAACUGAUGAGACACCUGAAUUGAUGCCUCUAAGUCAUGUUCUUGCAACGAAGCUUGGUGCUCGUCUCACUGAGGUUCGCAAGAACGGUACUUGCCCGUGGCUGAGGCCUGAUGGCAAAACACAAGUCACUGUUGAAUACUAUAAUGACAAGGGAGCAAUGGUUCCUGUCCGUGUGCACACUGUUUUGAUCUCAACACAGCACGAUGAGACUGUUACCAAUGAUGAGAUUGCGGCUGAUUUGAAGGAGCAUAUUGAAUACCAACAAAAUGAUAUGAUAUUCGUUUUAGAUUUCGAGCUCCUUGUUCCAUGA
This is a messenger RNA of Fraxinus pennsylvanica, 699 nucleotides long. The record is from the annotation of a GenBank genome assembly. Lineage: Eukaryota; Viridiplantae; Streptophyta; Magnoliopsida; Lamiales; Oleaceae.